Messenger RNA from Sesamum indicum (sesame), 1490 nucleotides. RefSeq lists its product as uncharacterized. The record is from RefSeq and is a predicted model, not a curated record. Lineage: Eukaryota; Viridiplantae; Streptophyta; Magnoliopsida; Lamiales; Pedaliaceae.
AGAUAGUGUGUAAAUUGUGGAGAUUCGGGAGUAAGGAUUAAAGACAAUGAGAAAACACUGCUUCUUCUCUUCUGGCAUUCAAAUUGCUGCAUUACUUUAAUACAUAAACAAUUCCUCCUUUUUCCCACACUCCACUUUUUCAAACCCCAUCUUCCUUCCAUUCCUUCUCCAGCUAUCAUACUCUCUCCCUCUCCUCAUAGAUUGCACAAUACACCCACACCCACACCCACACACACAAAAUACGAUAUAUAUAAUUAAUAUAGUUGAGCCCUCUUGAUUCUAAGUAGUGCAGCAGAUCAACAUGGGGAGAGCUCCUUGUUGCGACAAAGCCAAUGUAAAGAAAGGGCCGUGGUCGCCUGAAGAGGACGCCACCCUCAAGUCCUACAUUGAGAAACACGGCACCGGUGGUAACUGGAUUGCCUUACCUCAGAAAAUAGGUCUUAAGAGAUGUGGAAAGAGUUGCAGGCUUAGAUGGCUGAAUUAUCUGAGGCCCAACAUCAAGCAUGGUGGCUUUACUGAAGAUGAAGACAACUUGAUCUGCAGCCUCUAUAUAAGUAUAGGAAGCAGAUGGUCUAUCAUUGCUGCUCAACUACCUGGAAGAACCGAUAACGACAUAAAGAACUACUGGAAUACAAGGCUGAAGAAGAAGCUUUUAGGCAAGCAGCGCAGAGAAUUCACACAGGCUCUACGCAACAGCCGGCAAUUGGAGAACAGCAAAGCAUGUGAAACCAGCUACUCAAUCAAUGGCUGUUUCAGCCUAUACCGUCAGUCACCACAGCCGGUUGCGCUGCCCUUGCUGGUGGAAUCUUCUGCGAGUCAGGAAAAUCAGGCCUCAAAUUCCUCCCUCCCCCAUAUGUUCCAGCCUGAAGAAAAAUUAUCUUACAAUCAUGAUCAUACACAACCAAACAACCUGGAGCAAAACUUUGGAACUUUUCACUGCAUGUCUGAUGUUUCUUGUGCUCAAAACCAUGAACAGCUCUGCGAGAACAUGACAUGCUCAAGCUUCCCGAAUAGCUCUUGCUCACAACUGGGAAGUGAUCUUAAUACCAAUUUUCCAGCAUUUGGUGGCAUCCCAGAAGAGAUAAUGUAUAGUAUGCCACAACAAUUAGAUGGACUAGACGGUUUCUCUGCGGUGGACGUGGUCAAUUGCAGCAGUAUUAGUUCAUCAGUUUCAGAAAACUUGGGAGACACAAGUUCUAUAAUUUACGCUUCAGCUCUCACUCUCACCAAUUAUGGAGUUUGCCAUCAGAAAGUGGCACAAGAGUGGACGUAUUUGGAUGAGGCUAGGUUACUAGGAUACUCGUAAUGACAGCGUUCUUGUUACAUCAAAUUUCUUGGCUUAGUUGCAGGGAACUCAGUGUUCUAGUCCAGGUGUACUUUUUUGGUUGAACAGGGAAUUUCUUUUUUUUUUUUUUUGUUGUUGUACUAUCACUUUCAUCAACUGAGAUGCUUUAUUUCUGAACCAAAUAUAGUAUAUUAAUAAGGUCAUA